Messenger RNA from Mya arenaria, 2229 nucleotides. RefSeq lists its product as uncharacterized. The transcript has 15 exons. The record is from RefSeq and is a predicted model, not a curated record. The coding region runs from base 1 to 2229 and encodes 742 amino acids. Lineage: Eukaryota; Metazoa; Mollusca; Bivalvia; Myida; Myidae.
AUGCCCAGCAGAAAGAACACCUACCUUGCCUUAGUCCGUGCAAAACUUGACUACGGAAGCGUCGUCUGGUAUCCCUACCUAAAAUGUGACAUUGACCGCCUAGAACGCAUACAACGCAUAGGGGCUCGAUUCAUCACAGGCGACUACAAAUCAAGACAAGAAGGCUGCGUCUCCCAAAUGCUGCAAAACCUUCAAUUGCGGAGCCUCCAGGAGAGACGCAGACACCUGAGGUUGAUCUUUCUGUACAAGGUGGUGGAAGGGCACGUACCAGCCAUUGACAUUGACCAAUUUCUUAAAACUCAAAGACCUAAAAGAACUAUAAGGGCUAAAAAAUUUGAAGACUACAUCAAUACAAACAUUGUUGAGAACUCAGCUGUGGCACAAAGACACCAACUUCUUUCAAAAUGUUUGAUCCCAGUGCCACACCAUUUAGAUGCUGUAGAAUCCUGCCCACAUAGAGGAAACCUGCCUGAUGUUAAAUACAGAUUUCCUUGGAAAAGAGCAAAAGUUGAUGAGACAUUUCUUGAAAAAGAAAUCACACAAAUUCAGAAGGAUAUCAGUCUUUCAGACCAAGAGAAAUCAAAGGAUGUUUUGAAAGUUGAAUACUUUGAAAGUCCAUGCAUUACAAAUGGAUCCAGCUUUUGUGAGGCUGUUAACUUUGACCUCAACUGCGAUGUGGUCUGUAGCUCCAAUCCAUCUUCCCUCGAGGAGUGUUUUUCUCCUGAUGAGUUUUUCUCCGAGCCGCAAUUAUUCACCGAAAUAUUUUUCAAGGAAAACAUUGAAACAUUACGUCCUGAUUGUGAAGUGCUGAUGUUGGAAGAAACUAUCCGUGAAGAUGCUUUUCUGCCAGAGGGCUUAAAACGCAUUCCAACUUUGGCACAUCUUGUAUCUAGAUUCACACCUGAACAUGUUGAAGACCCACUUUUAUUAGCCAGUGGUGCCAAGAUAUUGACACAACAUGACAAAAUACUCGAUGGGGAGGACAGUGUGGUGGAUAAGUCUAUGCUCAUAGAAAAAAUCAACAGCAGUUUGUUUCAUGACGACUGGUCUGUUGAUAAAAAGCAACCAGAUAGAUUGCAAGACCUAGAAAAAGAGAGCCUGGAAGACGUGAUUGUUGUCGAUGAAUGUUUUCAUGCUCAAAAAGAAAAGCCCUGUCAGAGUCAGCUAUUAGAUUAUCUUGUAUCACCUCAGGAUAUACUAAAAAUUCCAUUUGAUCAGGAUGUAAAGGAUGUUAUUGGCCGCACAUUUAGACUUCCAGCAACAAAGACCAUUGGCGAACUUGAAUCUCUAGACUGGAAGAGUGACCACGUUCAAAUGAUUGAUUUUGUGGGCAUUAAUGAAAUAAUUGUAACAGCUCUAGACAAAUUUUGUGAGGUAGCAUACAUCGCUGUGCCUGAGGAGGAAGUCCCAGAGCUAAAGCGCCGGGCACUCAGCCUACCUGAUCAGAAACCUUUCGUUGAUAUGGCUUGCAAGAGCUUUAAGAAUUUGCUCCUAACUGAAGAGGAGAGGAGUAGACUCGAGAAAAUUGUAUGGCUAGAAGAGAAAUAUUUUGAUGAUGUGCAGGCUUCAAGACUUCCUGAACCAGAAGCGGCGGAUGCAUGUCUGCCUGUCCCUCAGAACAUGGUUAUACUGGCUUCGAAAACACUUGGAAUUUCUGAAGAAGGCUCACUUGGAAAGCUUGACCUGGCUUUGUCAUGGGAAGUCGUUCCUUGUUCUGCAACACCAGAAAACCCUUGCAAAAGGCUGGUUGACCUAGCAAUCGAUUCGACAAACUUUGAGGUUCAUGUGGCAGAAGUGGAACCUAUUCAGGCGUAUGACAGGGAGUUUAUGUUUGAUUGGGAAGAUAAGUUGAUUGAAGGUGAAGACGAGAAAAAAGUGAGGAAAUCUGUAGUCAAUGGAACAGGCUUGGAAGGUGGCCCAUUUGAGGAGGACGGUUCUAAGCAAGUCAACGUGUUAAAGACAAUGGGAAAAGGCCGUGACUCGCAAAAACGUGGUUUUGACGCAUUGGAAAGUUUUUUAGCAUUGCGCUCAAAAUCUGUUGGAUUUCCUAGCUUUAUGGAAAGUACCCGAGAACCAGUCAAAUCAAAAGAAAACGGUAUUUCCGCUGCUUUAGCGGAGAUAAGUGGAAUUGACAGGUUCAGUGAUACAAGAGCGGUCGUCAGCAAGAAGGCAGAAACUGCAAGAAAGGUCAAACACCAUACGGUGAAAAUUCCUCUCAGUAGUAAGUAA